Naegleria fowleri is the source of this 894-nucleotide messenger RNA. RefSeq lists its product as uncharacterized. The record is from RefSeq and is a predicted model, not a curated record. The coding region runs from base 1 to 894 and encodes 297 amino acids. Lineage: Eukaryota; Heterolobosea; Eutetramitea; Acrasida; Naegleriidae. The transcript has a single exon.
AUGUCGCAAUCAUCCACCCAACCACUCAGUUCAGAAGGUGUCAAAAUUUCCAACACGACUGUCAAGCUCACGGAUGUGAAAGAAGACGACGUCGUGGUUUGCUCCUCCUCCUCCUCCGAAAAGGAUCCAGCUUUCAAUUGGUCCACUCUUGAUCCCAAUUCAUCGCUUCUUCUUCUCUCAAUGAGGAGUGCUCUUUCCUUGAAAGAAGAAGAAGAAAAUUCUUCGGAAGAACAACACAACACGUCCUGGAAUCUAAAUGCCGCCACCACCACCACGAAUAUCACAAGGAUGAACUCUAACAACAAGGAAUUAUUUAAAAUUUCAAAUGGCAGAAAAAUCAUCUUCUUUCAUCAACAAGACCCACAAAAACCCACAACCGCUGCAGGAAUUCUUCUCUUCAAAUAUCAUCAAGAAUUGGAUAAAACUCUCUUCCUGAUUGGGAAAGAACAUGAGAAGGGAUGGUGUCAUUUCGGAGGAAGAGUCGAGAUGGAAGAUUCUUCCAUUUCACAAACGGCUAUUCGAGAGUUGGAUGAAGAAACGUAUUUCACCUUUUCGAGAAGUGAUAUUUCGAAAAUGAAAUAUUGCAUCGAUCGAGGAUAUUGUAAAAGUUUUUAUCUCAAAUAUUCAAAACAAGUCAUUUACUUGGUGUGUGUGAAUCAAUGUCCACAUUUGGAUGAAUUCACAAAAAAGAUGGAACAAUCAUUGUGUGGAUGUAAAGAAAUUAGUGAAUUUAAAUGGGAUGACUUGGAGAUGGAUUUGAAAGAAUACAGACGAUUUUUUGGUGAUUUCUUGAAAAGGUAUAAACCACAAAUUUUGGAUUAUGCUGACAAGACUGCCAAACGUCUUCACAACAACACCAAAAAGAACAGUGGAAUUCCAAAUUCAAAUAAAUGA